AUGUUGGCCUCCGGUUUGCGGAAUGUAGCUCGACGGCCCGGCUGCUGCUGCUGCUGCCGAAUAUCCCCUUUCUCAGCCUUCGCCGCCGCCGCCGUCGCCGGUACUACAGCUACCGCAGGCUUCAACCUCUCCCGUCCCGUAUCCCGAUCCUUUGUUGCCGCGCGCGCAUUGCAAUCCGCAAGAAUGGCUUCAACAACGACAUCCCUCCCAAGGAUCCCUCUCUUCGAGGCCAUUUCCCGGCAUGACCCCGAGUCCACGGCUGUUAUUCACUCCUUAUCCGGCCGCCGCUUCAAGUACGGAGAGCUCCUGGGUGACGUACGCCGCACGCGGAACAAGCUCUUAGACUCAGCGGGCAAGUCAGAUCUUAAUGGCGAGCGCAUCGCAUUCUUGGUAGAGAACAGUUACGACUAUGUAGUGACCCUCCUCGCUGCCUUUGCCGCGCGGUCAAUCGCCGUACCUCUUUCUCCAGCCUUCCCCGCCGCCGAGCUCCAGUAUAUUCUAAACCAGAGCGAAGCGUCGCUGCUCGUGUCUUCGGCCAAGUUCGCCGCAAAAGCAAAGGAGGUUCUUGCUACAGAGCUCCUCUCAAGCCCGACGCAAGUCGAACUACAGAAGCAUCUCGGUGGCAGCGUGCAUGAGCAAGUUGAACUAGAUAAUUCCGAUGCUGACGGCGCAGGCAUGAUGCUGUACACUUCAGGCACCACCAACCGACCAAAAGGUGUCCUUCUCCCCCAAUCCGUCCUCACGGCGCAAUCCAAAUCCCUAAUCGAAGCAUGGAAUUACACCCCCGCGGACCACCUCCUCCAUGUCCUCCCCCUACACCACAUCCACGGCACGGUCAACGCCGUCCUCACGCCGCUCCUGUCAGGCUCCACGAUCGAGUUCAUGUUCCCCUUCAACGCCGACGCAGUCUGGAAGCGUCUCGCCGCGCCCUAUAUUACCUCCAGCGGUACAAACGGUACCAACGGUACCAACGGGGUUAACGGGACCAACAGCACAAACGGGACACACAAGAACAUCGCAAAGGAGAAGAUCACCUUCUUCACCGUCGUGCCAACAGUCUACUCUCGCCUCCUCGCAACCCACAAACUCCUCCCUCUCGACCCUGCGGAGCCCACACGAGAAGCCGUCUCCCCGCGCAACAUGCGCCUCGCCAUCUCCGGCUCGGCCGCUCUCCCGACGCCCAUCAAGGAGGCCUGGAAGACUCUGUCCAAGGGCAACGUCCUCCUCGAACGUUACGGCAUGACGGAGGUCGGCAUGGCCCUCUCCUGCGGUCUCGAUUUCGCCGACCGCGUCGACGGCAGCGUCGGCUGGCCCUUGCCCGGCGUCGAAGCCCGCCUCGUCGACAUGGACACCGGCUCCGUCAUCCCUCUCGGCGAAGACGUCGACCCCAAAUCGGGCCGCGAGCGCUCCGGUGAAAUCCAGCUCCGAGGUCCCACAAUCUUCAAAGAGUACUGGCGCAACCCCGAGGCGACGGCCAAGGAGUUCGUCGAAGGCGAGGACGGCAAGGGGAAAUGGUUCAAGACGGGCGACGUCGCCGUCCGGAGACCGGUCCCGAACGCGGGGCUCAACGCCGCGCAGGCGUCCUGGGCCAGGGGCGACAUGUACUUUAUCCAGGGCCGCAAGAGCGCCGACAUCAUCAAGACGGGCGGCGAAAAGGUCAGCGCCCUCGAGGUCGAGCGCGAGCUGCUCUCCCUCCCCGAGGUGGCCGAGGCCGCCGUCGUCUCCGUCCCCUCGGGGAAGUGGGGCUCCAAGGUCGGCGCCGUUGUCAUCCUCAACACGGACGUCGUCCCACACUGGUCCCCGAUGGCCAUGCGGAGGGCCCUCCGGGAUCGGCUCGUCAACUACAAGAUUCCCCAGGUGCUCAAGGUCGUCGACCACAUCCCGCGCAACGCCAUGGGCAAGAUCAACAAGAAGCAACUAGUCCAGGCCGUCUUUGAGGACCAGUUUAGCGGUGAUGAGUUGUAA
Colletotrichum abscissum is the source of this 1965-nucleotide messenger RNA. RefSeq names its product AMP-binding enzyme. Gene Ontology annotation, molecular function: medium-chain fatty acid-CoA ligase activity. Gene Ontology annotation, biological process: fatty acid metabolic process. The transcript has 3 exons. The record is from RefSeq and is a predicted model, not a curated record. Lineage: Eukaryota; Fungi; Ascomycota; Sordariomycetes; Glomerellales; Glomerellaceae. Bases 1 to 1965 code for a protein of 654 amino acids.